This is a messenger RNA of Glossina fuscipes, 2604 nucleotides long. RefSeq names its product major facilitator superfamily domain-containing protein 1-like. The record is from RefSeq and is a predicted model, not a curated record. Gene Ontology annotation, cellular component: lysosome. NCBI's taxonomy places the organism in Eukaryota, Metazoa, Arthropoda, Insecta, Diptera, Glossinidae. Gene Ontology annotation, molecular function: transmembrane transporter activity. Gene Ontology annotation, biological process: transmembrane transport. The coding region runs from base 698 to 2185 and encodes 495 amino acids. The transcript is spliced from 8 exons.
UUAUUUUAUUUAAAGCUGCUAUAUGUGAGGUAGGACUUGAGAAAAAGAUCGCGGAUAUUUUUGAAUUGCCACACGCGUUGUCAUGGUUUAAAAGGUUUUUUUUUCGUGAAUAUAUGGCAAAAAUUACCGUUAUAUAUCAUUAAAAAACUAUUAACUCGAGUUUUAAAAGUUUCAAAGAAUAAAUGUGGAUUAAGUGAUAAUUGGGAGUAUACGAUAUUGGUUGGGCAACUUUGUCGUACUUUGCACGCAGAAAACAACAAUUAGAGAAAAACCUUCUAUCCCACAAAAGCAAUAAUUACUUUAGAUGGUCAAGCAGACUUGAAAUUUCCUGGUCAUACGCACCAAGAUAAGACGGCAUCAACAAAGUCAUCCUAGUUAGACAAAUCGAAUGAGUAACAAGCAAAACGGAUCUCAGCAAAUACGGUCCACAUUUAACGUCUGAUUGAUAUUUUUGUUGUGUUGUUUUUAUAUCACAAAGCACGAAAUCUCGUUCAACGCUAUCAGCGUAGAAAUUGAUGUUGUUUUCUACGAAUGCGUUUUUAUUAUAGAACGCAACGACCUCAAACACACGAACAAUAGCAUUUAUAUAAAGCUAAUAAUAAAUGUGGAGAGAAAUAUUGUAAAGUUAAUAGUCUUGAAAACGAUUUCCGUUAUUUGCAUAUUACGCCUACAGGUAUCCAACAACAAAAUAUUAAAAAUGGUCGAUGAUCGUUUACCUAUAAUAGAGAACGAACAAAAUGUUGAGACACCUAAUCGACGAGGUCCUCAAGAUAAUGAGUUGGACUUUGAACCUGUCGGGUGCACCUCAGCCUGCUGUAAUCCAACAAGCAGUCUUCAUCGUUUUUUGGCGUUGAUUUUUAUGUGCCUGCUGGGUUUCGGUUCAUAUUUCUGCUACGAUAAUCCCGGCGCUUUGCAAGACGUUUUUAAAAAAGAAUUAAACAUCACUACGACGCAGUUCACAUUAAUUUAUUCAAUAUAUUCCUGGCCUAAUGUUGUGCUAUGCUUCUUGGGCGGUUUCCUAAUUGAUCGCGUCUUUGGCAUACGUUUAGGGACUAUCAUCUAUUUAUUUAUUUUACUCGUCGGACAAUUACUCUUUGCCAGCGGUGGAAUUCUGAAGACCUUUUGGCUUAUGAUCGUAGGUCGUUUUAUAUUUGGUAUCGGAGCGGAGUCUCUAGCUGUGGCACAAAACAAUUAUGCCGUGCUAUGGUUCAAAGGUAAAGAACUUAAUAUGGUAUUCGGUCUGCAAUUGUCGGUAGCACGUUUGGGUAGCACCGUAAAUUUCUGGGUUAUGCAGCCCAUGUAUAAUUAUGUAAAAACUUAUUAUCCGCAUAAUACGAUCGGGGUUGUGUUGCUUUUAGCAGCAGGCACAUGUGUUUUGUCGCUGUUAUGUGCUUUAAUAUUAGGAUGGAUGGAUAAACGAGCUGAACGCGUAUUGCAUCGCAAUCUUAAUCCCGGCGGCGAAAUAGCUAAGCUAAGUGAUAUCACCACAUUUAAAAUAACCUUCUGGAUGGUAUCUGUAAUUUGUGUGGCCUACUAUGUAUGCGUUUUUCCUUUUAUUGCAUUGGGCAAAGGAUUUUUUAUGGAAAAAUUCCAUUUGUCGCCUGAGGAAGCCAAUAGUGUUAACUCCAUUCUAUAUCUAAUAUCUGCGAUUGCAUCUCCUUUAUUUGGUUUUAUUAUUGAUAAGACUGGCCGCAAUGUAGGCUGGAUAUUUGUAGCCACCUCUGCAACUAUGGGCGCUCACUCGCUAUUGGCCUUUACAAUGCUGAAUCCCUACGUGGGCAUGACCCUUAUGGGGCUAUCUUAUUCGAUGCUAGCGGCUAGCUUAUGGCCUUUAGUAGCUUUAAUUAUACCGGAAUAUCAACUAGGCACUGCCUAUGGAUUUUGCCAAUCUGUACAGAAUUUAGGUUUAGCUGUUGUAACAAUAUUGUCCGGCUUAAUUGUGGAUAAAAGUCAUGGAGAUUAUAUAUGGCUGGAAUUAUUUUAUUUAGGUUGGCUAACAAUUGCCUUUCUCGCCACUACUGUAAUAUAUGUUUACGAUCGUAAAACUAAAGGGAAUCUCAACAUGACACCUGCCCAAAGAAUUGAAUACGCAAACGCAAUGGCUGCAACUCUAACAAGUGAUGGAGAUAAUGCUGGUAGUACGAAUGAAUACGCCAGUGAUCAGGAGCCGUUGUUAAGUAACUAAUAAUAUUUGUUUGUGUCGCAAGUUCUCAAGAGAUCAAUAAUUAAUUUCUUUAUGCAAUUCGCUGUUGUCAGAUAUUGCCCUUCAUUUCCUAUUAUUUGAUGUGUAUUUUUAAAGCUUUAUAACAUAAAACUAUUUUAGGUUUGCACAACGGAUCAUAUUUUAAGAUAUUCAUCGCUGUAGUGCAGCACUUGCUAUUUUAUAUUUUGUAAUCUCUUUCGUUACAGUUCGUGAAAGAAAUAAAAAAAAUUUUGUAAUUUAGAAUUUUGCGAAAACUACAAUCUCCACUGUGGGUCGAUCUCCCAUUCUAAAACUAUAAUUUUUACAUUCUAUAAGCAGUCAAAUCUGAAAAGGUUAAUUGCUUUAUCAUUGUUAUUAAGCUUUUAUUGUUCGAAAAUAAAUCGUUAGAAAAAGUAACUAAA